AUGGAAAUGCUUCUAGGCGUAAAUGGUACCACUGCAGCAGAGUAUAUCGGUCUUUUCAAUCUUACCAACGAAGGCAACCCUCAGAAUCAUGUUUUUGGAGUUGAGUUUGAUAUAGUACAAAAUGAAGAAGAGUUCAAUGAUAUUAGUGAUAAUCAUGUCGGUGUUGACAUAAACUCGCUUCGCUCUUUGACUUCGCACGAAGCUGGUUAUUGGGGAGGAAAAGGUGACAAAAAGUUUAAGGUGUUGGAGCUAAAAAAUGGAGAGAACUAUCAGGUAUGGAUUGAAUUUAUGCACUCUCAACUUAACGUUACUAUAACUCGGGCAGGAAGAAAGAAGCCCAGAGUGCCUCUUAUCAGUAGUAAUGUAAGCCUUUCAGGGGUUCUAAUGGAUGAAACGUAUGUUGGAUUCACUGCAGCAACAGGGAAGAUAGUAGACAGUACUAGGAUUCUUGCUUGGAGUUUUAGUAAUUCAAAUUUUUCAAUAGGUGAUGCUUUGGUGACAGAAAAUUUGCCUUCAUUUGUACAUCAUAAAAGGUGGUUUUCUGAAGGGCGAGUUUUGGCUGCAGGUGUGAGCAUUAUUUUGUGUGUGUUAAUCAUUGGCUCUGGUUUUGUAGUUUUUUUCAUUCUGCGCAGCCGCAAGACACUAGAAGAAGUUGAGGACUGGGAACUGGAGUAUUGGCCUCAUAGGAUUGGUUUCCAUGAUAUUUAUGCAGCAACAGGAGGGUUUUCUGAAGAGAAUGUGGUUGCUGUUGGAGGGAACGGGAAGGUGUAUAAAGGGGUUUUGCAUGGAGCAGAAGUUGCAGUGAAGAGAAUCCCUCAAGAAAGGGAAGAAGGGAUGAGAGAGUUUUUGGCCGAGGUUUCAAUUCUAGGCAGAAUGAAGCACAAAAAUUUAGUAGGAUUGAGAGGUUGGUGCAAAAAAGAAAGGGGAAAUUUGAUUCUAGUUUAUGACUUCAUGAGCAUGGGAAGUUUAGACAAAAGGAUAUUUGAGUGUGAAGAGAGAAUGGUGAUGGCAUGGGAAGAGAGGAUUAAAGUUUUGAAAAAUGUAGCCACAGGGAUUCUGUACCUGCAUGAAGGUUGGGAAGUUAAGGUCUUGCAUGGGGACAUCAAAGCGUGCAAUGUUCUUAUUGACAAAGACAUGAAUGCAAGGCUGGGAGAUUUUGGAUUGGCUCGUAUGCAUGAUCAUCAUGGACAAGUUGCCAGCACAACAAGAGUAAUUGGGACAAUAGGAUACAUUGCUCCUGAAGUGAUUCGAACAGGAGCAGUGUCAACUAUGUCUGAUGUGUUUGGUUUUGGAAUAUUGGUGAUGGAAGUAAUUUGCGGGCGAAGAUCAAUUGAAGAACAUAAACCAGGUCUUACUGAUUGGAUAAUGUCUCUAAUGAUGCAAGGCCAAUUGCAAAGUGCUGUUGAUGAAAGGUUGAAGGCUAAAUGGGGAUACAGCACACAGGAAGCUGAAAGAUUGCUUCAUUUGGGUUUGUUGUGUUCAAAUUCAGACCCUAGCAUUCGACCAACGAUGAGGCAGGUGGUGAAAAUGUUGGACGGGGAAAUGGACAACACUGAGGAAGAAAACAUGGAGAUGAGUUUGCUUGGAAAAGUAAAAUCAGCUGUAAUGUGGUCUAAAUGUGAUUUUCCAUGCAGUGGUUACCCAACAUUUGAUGAAAUUAAGAUGUUCAGUCUCAAUUCUUGGACCUCUGGAAGUGGCACAAGCACUUUUCCAGGAUCAGAAUCAGAAAUCACCAUAGUAAACAGAUAA
Vigna angularis (adzuki bean) is the source of this 1749-nucleotide messenger RNA. RefSeq names its product L-type lectin-domain containing receptor kinase VII.1-like. Gene Ontology annotation, cellular component: plasma membrane. The coding region runs from base 1 to 1749 and encodes 582 amino acids. Gene Ontology annotation, molecular function: protein kinase activity; carbohydrate binding; ATP binding. The transcript is spliced from 2 exons. Lineage: Eukaryota; Viridiplantae; Streptophyta; Magnoliopsida; Fabales; Fabaceae. Gene Ontology annotation, biological process: protein phosphorylation. The record is from RefSeq and is a predicted model, not a curated record.